GUAUGAUUAGAAAAAAUAAAAAUUUUUUUUUUUUUAGGGGGAAUCAUGUUCCGGGAUGUGACCGGGACGCCUGAACAGCAAAAAUGUGGCGGCAAAACAAUUUCAAGGGAAAUUCCGAUUCAGAUCAGAGCAUUUCCGAUGAUGAAGAUUUCAACCUCGAUUUGCGGGAUGACCGUGCUUCGUUUGGUGGCGGCGAGGAGAAAGUGAGAGAGAAAGAGGAUGGGUUACAACUUCAAUCACGAUUGGAAAUACUAAAAGGUAUCACCGGGCCAAGUUGUGGGAGGAAAACUAAUGAUUCGUCUCUGGUGGCAUGUAAAGAAGGAAGUUCUUCUCUUGAAGAUGAUGUUGAAGUGCCUGAUUCCCCAAAUAAGGUUGACUACUAUGUCUCCUCCUUGAAGACAUAUAAGCACAUUGCUAAUGAGGAAGUCCUUUCUGAUGAUGAGGAGAGCAAUAAGCUCCCAAAUUUUUCUGUUGUUCCUAGUGCAAAAAGGUCUCAUUGCAGCUUUGGAAGAGAAGAACAAGAUAGAGAAUGUAGAUGGUCUCUAGUAACUAAAGAAGCUGAGGCACUAAAUCAUUUAAAUAAAAACCUCUUACACUUCUCCCAUUCUUCUUGCUCCAAAGAAGACCAAUCUUGCAGAGGUAUUCUUAUUCUCACUUUCAUGAAUAUUGGUAAAUGGUCAUGUGGAUUUCAAGAGCAUUCAAUGGCUGAGCUUUUAGAUGACCUUCAAGAUAAUACUAGCCUACCCAGAUGGCAUUCUAAAAUUGCUAGCAGAACAAGAGGAAAAAGGGCACUGCCUGCAUUCAGGAAACAUUCAUGUUCAUUGGGAGAUAGAACUAUAGAUGGUGAAGACCUACCCGAGCUCAUGGUUGGUGACUCAUCAAGCGAUGAUGAGGCUGAUUAUCAGAAUCUCAAGCUUGUUAUCCCUGAGAUGAAGAAAACUAUGGCAGACAGAUUUCAAGAAGCAUUAGGUGCUACCUCUUUGAGCAAUGAAGUGGCCAUUGCCGCUGCACCUAAACCAUUGUGUAGUGGAUUAUUUGGGAAGUUGCAGCAGGUUGUGCAGCAAGAAAAGGAAAAAGAUCUGCAUUUUUUGAAAAAGUUACAAAGUGGAGCUAUUGAAGAACCGAGCUGCAUUGACGUGCAAAUUAUGUCUAGGUACUUGGAUGCAAAGCUGACAGUUUGUCAUUGCUUAUUCAUCAAGGCCACAGAGGAUAUAUGGUCCCCAGAUGGUGCCAAAGAGAUGGAAAAUGAAGGGAAAAAAAUGAUAGUUAUUUUCAAUCAACGAAUCUGUGGCAAUGUCAACCUUGAAAUUGGGAACUCAAUUCGAAUUUACCCCCAGUGGUACUUAUGAUGAGCUUUAAAUCUUUUCAUAUGCUCAAUUCUGCAUGGGAAAAUUAGAUGCAUUGUUUCUUUGCACAUGCCAAGGUUAUGAUGAGUGCAGUUUAAGUCAAUUAAGGGAACUUGUUGAAAAUUUCUAGUCCUAGCAGUAUCAAGUUACUUUCUGGCUGCGUUAAGUUGCCCUGGUAUAUAAGUUUCACUGUUUCUUUUUUGAGAAAUAUUGCUGAACUAUUAUUACUUAUUGUUUUAAAAACAGCAUCAAUAAAUUAAUCUCUCAUUGUUGUUUUAUCUUUUUGAGCAGGAAAGAAGUUCAAGUAAAGGGAAAUGCUGAGAAAAUUUUAUUAUCAACGUAUUUCUCCCAGAUUUGAACAUGGUUGGGGGUCUAUCCACAAGGAUUCUGAUUCGAUUGCAUUGUUCCUCUGACAAGAUCACAAUAUCACAUGCUUAUAAUGAUAAUGUUGAGUCAUUAGAUUAACGUAGCAUACCAUGAGUUUGGCAAGUGAAAAGUUCCUUACGUCCAGUGGAGGAGAAAUUCUACGGAUAUCCCGGUGACAUGAUAUCACUAGUAUCCUAACCUAAUGAAAAACUUCGAAUUUUUAGAUCGAUUGCUGUUCUGAAGAGAAUUUGAUGAGCUGCAAGUUUUGUUAUUGGGUUGGGAUCCUAGUGUCAUGGGGUCACACGGAUGUAGAUUUUUUUAACUAGUAAUGGAACCAUUGACAAGAUCAUGGAGUAAAUGUAAGUUUUUAACUUAGGCUGUGUUUGGUAUUGCUUUCACGUAACAUGUGUUCUCACGUAGCACAUUAUGAAAAAUGUUAAAUUUUGUGAUAUUACAACACAGGAGAAGUCGUAAGCAUGGUACCAUACAGCCUUAGUUGAAAGAUGCCCUUAAUGUCGCUCUAAUCAAACUUUUUUAUGUUC
This is a messenger RNA of Rubroshorea leprosula, 2254 nucleotides long. Lineage: Eukaryota; Viridiplantae; Streptophyta; Magnoliopsida; Malvales; Dipterocarpaceae. The record is from the annotation of a GenBank genome assembly.